This is a messenger RNA of Medicago truncatula (barrel medic), 363 nucleotides long. Its product is annotated as factor of DNA methylation 2. The transcript has 3 exons. Gene Ontology annotation, biological process: gene silencing by siRNA-directed DNA methylation. Bases 1 to 363 code for a protein of 120 amino acids. The record is from RefSeq and is a predicted model, not a curated record. Lineage: Eukaryota; Viridiplantae; Streptophyta; Magnoliopsida; Fabales; Fabaceae.
AUGAAAUUGGAACAGACAACAAGCAAAUAUGAUGAGGCUAAUGUGUUCCUAAUGAAACUGAUGGAUCAAGAAGAGGAGAUGCUUGAAAAUUUUAAUAAGGAAAUCAGCAAGAUGCGGCAAGUUGAACGCAACUAUCUGGAAAAUAUGUCUAAGGAUCAUGAAAAAGCCAUGUUGGAACUGGAAGCUAGGAGGAAUGAACUUAUGUCCCGUGAAAUGGAUCUGCAGAAGCGUCAAGUAGAUAAUGACAAUGAGAGCAAUAAGCUAUAUCUUGAGAGGAAACAGAAUGAGAUGGCAAUUGAAGAGCAACGAAAGGCCGAUGAAAAAAUGAUGCAUUUGGCUGAAGAACAUAAGGCACGCAUUUGA